Rotaria sp. Silwood2 is the source of this 480-nucleotide messenger RNA. NCBI's taxonomy places the organism in Eukaryota, Metazoa, Rotifera, Eurotatoria, Philodinida, Philodinidae. The record is from the annotation of a GenBank genome assembly.
AUGGAAUUUAUUGUAAUUGUUGUUCUUGCUCUGAUUGCUUGUAUUCAAGCUGCACCUUCGUCGCCAGUCAUAGAUAAAUCAUGGGGAGAACCACGAGGAUCAACAUUAACAGAAGGUAUCAAAUGUGUAUUUCUUGUUGGUCCAUUCGAUUGUGCUAAAGCUAAAACUGAUGCAGAUAAUGCUGCAGCGGAAGCUCGACAGAGUUAUCCAGCCGAUACAUUACAUAAUGGUAUUGGUGAUGCUUUUCGUCAUUGCUAUUGGAAUGCUUUAAUGACAAUUAGUAUUGGUCGUGAUCAAGCAAAGAAAGUUGCUGAUCUUCAUGAAGAUAAUAAUACGACAGGACCAUAUAAUGAACGUGUUAUGGAUUUAACAAAUAAUGAAAUUGGUCGACAACUUGGUAGUGAAUCAAAAACAGCUGAUGAAGCACGUGAAAAAUGUAGUGCUAAUGUUAGAAGUGGUUAUUUACAAUUAGCACCAUAG